Schizosaccharomyces japonicus yFS275 is the source of this 989-nucleotide messenger RNA. Its product is annotated as ubiquinone biosynthesis protein Coq9. Lineage: Eukaryota; Fungi; Ascomycota; Schizosaccharomycetes; Schizosaccharomycetales; Schizosaccharomycetaceae. The transcript has a single exon. The coding region runs from base 131 to 883 and encodes 250 amino acids. Gene Ontology annotation, molecular function: lipid binding. The record is from RefSeq and is a predicted model, not a curated record. Gene Ontology annotation, cellular component: mitochondrion. Gene Ontology annotation, biological process: ubiquinone biosynthetic process.
CUCAAACCUUAAUUAACCUAAAUUAAUCUAAACCCUCGUCUUCUCCAUCCUUAAGCAAAUCGCUCUAUUCCGGAUAAGGAUCCUCUUUUUCGCCCUUCUUUCGGUUAGUUAAGACCAAUUUUAUAAGCUCAUGUUUUUGAAUGGCUCAUUCCGCCGAUUUGCUGCAUGUUCAGUGCGUGUAGGGCGAUUUGGUUGCUCUCAAGGUGCAUGUCCCAUGUUCAAUGAAUAUCACAGCAAAGCUGUCGACAUGGAGCAGCCGUAUUAUGGAAAAAAGAAAGAACUGUUACAGAAUGCACUUCACCAUGUGCCAGAGCUUGGAUUUACCAACGAAGCGUUAGCCCGUGGUGCUCAGGACUCUGGUUAUACCAGUCUACCGGCUGUUCUGUUUCCCCGAGGAGGAUUGGAUUUGUUUGACUUCUUUCACUAUGUGCAGCGUAAGGCGCUCCAUGAGCUCAAGCCUCACUUAAGUACCAUUCCGUCGAUGAAGGAACGGAUUAUCGAGUUGCUAUGGGCCCGUCUAUAUGCCAACAGAGACGUAAACAGGCACCUUCCGUCAAUACUUGCCUUAAGCAGUCGUCCUCUUAAUAUAAGGCACUCGCUAAAGACACUUGGUCUACUGGCAAACGAAAUACUAUUUCUGGCCCAGGACAGCUCAAAUGAUUUUCAGUGGUACACAAAGCGGGCGGCUGUCGCCUCUAUUUACGGUCUCUCUGAGUUGUACAUGACUCGUGAUACUUCGCCCGACUUUGGUGACACGUACCGUUUUGUCUCGCACCGGAUGGACCAUGCUGCUUCGCUAAACAGCAUACGCCGCGAAAUUGGCUCUUGGCUGACCUUUCAGUCGCGCGCUGUCAGCAAUAUAAUGCGCUCUAAGGGAUUUUAAGCUGUUCCCCGUCACGACUCUUCUGCUUUAAUGAACGCCUCUUCUCUGUAUGAAUACAUGCUUCGUCUUAAUCUUGUUCUCCCAUUGCUACUACUAUAGUCUUUAU